CUUUGCACUUAAGCGGUAUUUGGGGGCUUGAAGUGUUUGUGCAUGGAUGUGGGGGAUUCUUGGGGUUCCCUUGGGGUUUAGGUUUUGGGUUGUUUUGUAACGUGGAAGUUUCAGUUGUAUUGUAGGGGUCUCCUUUGUGGUUUGGGAUGGUAGGUGGGCGUGUGAUUUGGGGAGCUCCCGGAGAGACUUAGAAGCAAAGUCAAGAAGCCAGGAGUGCCCGUGUUGGAGCCGGAAUGCCUGGGCUUUCGCCUUUCUCGAGUUCUUCCUACCUGUCUGACCCGCGAUUUGGGGUUAAACCUUUCUGUGCCUCAUCUGGACACUGGGACUAAUACACUGCCUGCUUCCUGGGGACCGGGGAGGAUUAGCAGGAAUUGUUAGAACAGUACCUUAUAAGCUCCAUUGAGCCAUGCGCCUUGCAAUAAGCACGUGUCAUUGAGAGCGCCAGAGAAGGCGCACGAGCUGGGGAGAGAAGCAGAGGGAGAGGGACAAGCAGACUCCGUGCUGAGUGCGGAGCCCGACGCGGGGUUCGAUCCCACGAUCCUGAGAUCACGACCUGAGGCGAAACCAAGAGUCAGAUCCUCAACCGACUAAGCCACCCAGGCAGCCCAAAGAGCUGAUUUCUUAAGGGCCUGUCUGGCUCCUCUCACCUCAGAUUUUCUUCUUCCGUCCAGCCUACUUCAUUCCUUCCUCCGUGGGCUCAAGUAGCCAUACCUGUGGGCAGGGCUGGGAAUUCUUGUCUUUUCAGGAACUGGCCUACUAGGUAGCCUGUGGAACCUCCCCUGACCAUCCAGGUCCUGCGAUGCAGUGAACCCCUGCUUGUCUGCCACCGUUCUCCGGAAUGGACCGCAGCAGCCUCCUGCCCUUCCAGCUGUGGUGCCCCCGGCCCUUUGGCACCUACUCGCAGAACCAGCCGCGCCCACCUACUGCAGCCCUCAAGCCAUCGGCCUGCCCAGAGCCAGGCAGUGGGGCUGAGCCAGACCACGGGCCUGCCCACUCAGAGAACACCCCGCCUGCCUUGGCCACAGAGGCCCCUGCCUCCCAGCCUGCUCCACUCCUCUCAGCAGCUGCUGCUGGCGAUGAGGGCCGAGUCCUGCUGGACACGUGGUACGUCAUCAAGCCCGGGAAUACAAAGGAGAAGGUGGCCUUCUUUGUGGCCCACCAGUGUGGUGGGGGCAGCCGGGCCAGCUCCAUGAAGGUUAAGGGGCACUGGGGCAGCGACAGCUCCAAGGCUAAGCGGAGGAGGCGCUGUCUUGAACCUACCAAGGCUCCACCGGACCCAGGGGGCCCAGAGGGGCCCCCCGCUGCUGAGGGGGCCCCAACCUCAACUGGUGAGGACGUCGACCUGCUCUCUGUGGCUGAGAUGGUAGCCCUAGUGGAACAGCGGGCCGCCCUGGCCCUGCAGAACUACCCUCGCCCCGGCACCCCAGCGCCUGUGGUCUUUGUGUCAGCUGAGCAGGGUGGGCCUGCCAAGGGGCUGGGAUCUGAACGGCGGUCUGGUGGUGGGGACUGCAGCCGUGUGGCCGAGGCGGUGGCCCACUUCGAGGCCCAGCGGGACAGCCCUCCAUCCAAAGGCCUCCGCAAAGAGGAGCGUCCUGGGCCAGGUCCAGGGGAGGUACGCAUUGCCUUCCGCAUCUCCAAUGGCCGAGAGCCCCGUGCACCCGAUGGCAGCUUGCCCAACGGGAGUGGGGGCCGGCCCGGUUGUGCCUACCCUGGCAGCCCAGGCCCCGGGGCCCGAGCCAAGGACAAGAUCACCUGCGACCUGUACCAGCUCAUCAGCCCCUCCCGGGACGCCCUGCCCAGCAAUGUGGAGUUCCUUCUGGCUCGGGCGGAUGAAGCCAGCGAGGGGGAGACACCAGUCCCUGCCAGGCCUGAGGACACUCCCCCAGCACCCCCUCCACCCCCUGCCCGGGACUGCGGAGCAUCAGGCUUCCAUGUGGAUGUGGUGGUGACGGGUGUGGUGGAUGAAUGCAUCUUCUUUGGCAAGGACGGCACCAAGAACGUCAAAGAGGAGACAGUGUGCCUGACGGUCAGCCCCGAGGAGCCGCCCCCACCUGGCCAGCUUUUCUUCCUCCAGUCCCGUGGUCCAGAUGGGCCCCCUGAGCCACCCCCGGCCGACUCACCAGCCACCGCACCAGGCCCGGAUGAUGCCGAGGGGACAGCAGACACCUCUCUGUGCCGCCUGUACCGGCACGUGUCACACGAUUUCCUGGAGAUUCGCUUCAAGAUCCAGCGGCUGCUAGAGCCGCGACAGUACAUGCUGCUGCUGCCCGAGCACGUGCUGGUGAAGAUCUUUAGCUUCUUGCCCACGCGGGCCCUGGCAGCCCUCAAGUGUACCUGCCACCACUUCAAGGGCAUCAUUGAGGCAUUCGGUGUGCGGGCCACAGACUCACGCUGGAGCCGCGACCCACUGUAUCGCGAUGACCCUUGCAAGCAGUGCCGCAAGAGAUACGAGAAGGGUGAUGUGUCGCUCUGCCGCUGGCACCCCAAGCCCUACCACCACGACCUGCCUUAUGGACGUUCCUACUGGAUGUGCUGCCGCCGAGCUGACCGCGAGACGCCUGGCUGCCGCCUGGGUCUGCACGAUAACAACUGGGUGCUGCCCUGCAAUGGGCCAGGUGGCGGCAGUAGUGGUGGCGGUGGUGGCAGCACUGGCAGCAGUGGGGGCCGGGCUGGCAGGGAGGAAGGGAGGUGAAGCCGGGGGAGGGGAGGGGAGAGCCCACCAUGCCCACCCCUCCCCCCUCCCCCGGGAGCUGAGGGCCAGAACUGGGUCACCAGCCUGUGCCCCCCAGUCCGGGCAGUGUUGAUCCCCACCCCCUCCAGAACUGAGAUGGGGUUCAGGGGGAUGAUUGAGAAAGCACUCUGAUCAACUGACCCCUAUUGAUUUUCUACUCUUCAGACCCAGGGCCGUUGACCCUCAAGGAGGGUGUUUUUUAUCAGCAUCUCAAUUUCUCCUCCAUUCAGCCCCAACCCCCUCCCUGCCACUCUCCACCCCAGGGACCCACCAGCAGGGAGCAGAAGGCAGCUAAUUUUGGUACUCCGCAAGGGUUCCCCCAUUCUGGCCCCCUCCCGCCCCCCCUCCCCCAGGUCUCUGUCUCUGGAGCCAUGUUCUCCCUCAAGAGGCUGCAGCAUGCAAGGUUGGCACCUUUCCUGACCCACCACACCCGGGCUCACCUCCUCUUUAGGAAUUGGGUCCCACGGGAUCACAGAUCAGAUGUGGCGGCCCUUUUCAUGGCAGCCUGCCAUUUCUAGACAUUGGCUCCGUUAAAACAAUAAAAAUCACUGUUUUCUCCUUAACCUAAAGCUACCAGUUUCUUCACUUCCCCCAGAGGGGAAGAGAAGGGGAAAAAAAAAUUGAAGUAUAGAUUCCCCUCCCCCAUCACUGAAGCUAUUAUCAUCGCUUCUUCCCUCCCCCAAAAAGCUGUGAAGCCCUUUGCCUCGCUCUUGACAGCGUGGGGGGCCGGUGGGCAGGGACUGUGAGUUUGCAUCUCUGGAUUGUUUUUACUUCCACUCUGGGUACUCAUUCAGGUGUGGGGGUCUCUCCAGCCUCAGCCAUACAUGUUUCUUCAGAAUCCUUUGGUCAACGGAGACCUUGAUUUUCAGGCAGUUUGGUCUGGGGUAUUUUCGUUUGUUCUGUUUGGGGUUUUUUGUUUUUGUUUUUUGUUUUUUCAUCUUUGUGGUUCUGGAAGCUUCUGGUGUGUGGCAUCUGACCAGUUUUGAAUUGGUCCUUUCUAUAAAAUCGAUAUUUAUAAGGCUGG
Canis lupus familiaris (dog) is the source of this 3755-nucleotide messenger RNA. RefSeq names its product F-box protein 46 (gene FBXO46). The transcript has 3 exons. Lineage: Eukaryota; Metazoa; Chordata; Mammalia; Carnivora; Canidae. Bases 839 to 2692 code for a protein of 617 amino acids. Gene Ontology annotation, molecular function: protein binding. The record is from RefSeq and is a predicted model, not a curated record.